This is a messenger RNA of Patiria miniata (bat star), 719 nucleotides long. RefSeq names its product 40S ribosomal protein S13 (gene rps13). The transcript is spliced from 6 exons. Gene Ontology annotation, molecular function: structural constituent of ribosome; small ribosomal subunit rRNA binding. The record is from RefSeq and is a predicted model, not a curated record. Lineage: Eukaryota; Metazoa; Echinodermata; Asteroidea; Valvatida; Asterinidae. Gene Ontology annotation, cellular component: ribosome; nucleolus; cytosolic small ribosomal subunit. Gene Ontology annotation, biological process: translation. Bases 81 to 536 code for a protein of 151 amino acids.
AUGAAUAAUCUUUCCAAAAUCAUUAAAAACUGGUUAAAAGUCAGGUCACGUGAUUCGAUCUUUCCACACAAUCUGCCAUCAUGGGUCGCAUGCACGCGCCAGGCAAGGGUAUCUCAUCCUCAGCACUGCCCUACCGUCGCAGUGUGCCAACAUGGCUGAAACUGUCCUCUGAUGACGUCAAAGAGCAGAUCUUCAAGUUGUCCAAGAAGGGAUUGUCACCAUCCCAGAUCGGUGUGAUCCUGCGUGACUCCCACGGUGUCGCCCAGGUCCGCUUUGUGACCGGCAACAAGAUCCUGCGCAUCCUGAAGGCCAAGGGGCUUGCUCCUUCUCUCCCCGAGGAUCUCUACUGCCUCAUCAAGAAAGCUGUGGCUGUCCGAAGACAUCUGGAGAGAAACCGCAAGGACAAGGACUCCAAGUUCCGUCUGAUUCUGAUUGAGAGUCGUAUCCACAGACUGGCUCGUUACUACAAGAUCAAGAGAGUCCUAUCUCCAAACUGGAAAUAUGAGUCAUCGACCGCCUCGGCCCUUGUAGCGUAAACAGCACCAACGAUCUCUACGUCCAGAGCUGUUGACGGUACGUCAAGCAGAACAGUUACCAUGGCAGUGGAGUUUUUUUAAACAUCGGAUGAAUCAUUGUAAACAGUCUAACGUGAAACAUGCGCCAUUUGGGGUUUAUUGAAUAAAACAGGAGGUUUUACCUUCGGUUGUAGAGAAUCGGAA